This is a messenger RNA of Seminavis robusta, 1194 nucleotides long. The record is from the annotation of a GenBank genome assembly. NCBI's taxonomy places the organism in Eukaryota, Bacillariophyta, Bacillariophyceae, Naviculales, Naviculaceae.
CCCAGCGAGGCUGGCAAAAAACAGCCUGGCUUCGGAUCCUAAAUCUUCCGUCCUUGAGCUUCCAUCCAUUCGAUCACCACACAUACAUCAUGCAUCAUCCGUUUGCCACAAUCUGACAUUUGAAAUCAUAAGACGAAGACCAUGGACAUCAAAGCAGCGGUAAUGAAGCUACUCGAAGAGUCCGGCAAGCCUUUGAAACGAAAACAUAUCCAGCGCCACCUCAAGGCAGAUGCCACGAAAAAGGAAGUGAAGAAAGCACUUCGGAGCCUGGUGAAAACUGAUGAAAUUGCGAAGGAGGGGAAGAAGGCCUAUCGAAUCAAUGCGAAAGCCAAAGAGGACAGCAAUUCGUCAGAUAGUGAGUCGGACGACGAGAAAGAUGAUCGCCAACCGUUACCAAUUGCCGAGCAACUUCGACGGAAGAAAGCGCCAACAUCAUCGACCAAGAGUCCUCUGCAAGAAAAUCCAAAGAACAAUGAGAAGGUAGAAGACGACCAUGUGUCGGAUAUUGACGAAGAGAUUCGAAGAUUGGAAGAGGAACUAAAGAAUGACAAUGACAGUGACAGCGAGGAAGAUUCUGAUGAGGAAUCGGAAGCUUCGGAAAGAGAACCUACAGAUGAUGCAGGAGGAGUUAUCUCCCUGUCAACUCUGGCCGAAGAUCGAAUUUCGGCUUUGCCGACAAGCUGUCUACCAUCCAAUAAACGACGGAAGCUCAAGGGAAUCGACGGCGAUAACUCGGCAGGAAAGACAAUCAGCAACGGCGAACGAAAGUCGAACAAGCGUAAACGGGAUGAUAGCCAAAAGUCAACCACAGAAAUCAGUGCAGGACUCAAGGCUGCGGUCAAGGUUGUGUUGAAUGGCUACGUCGCAAGAUCCAACGAAAAGAUUCCCUUUUAUUGCCGAGUCUGUGCCAAACAAUACGCAGACAGCGACGAAUUCUUUCAACAUAAAAGGACAGAGUUUCAUAAAGCUGCAGUAGAAAUGGAAAAGAAGGCCAGCUAUUGCAAACUCUGCAGGAAACAGUUGACCAGUCCAGUCCAACUACAGGAGCAUCUACAUUCCAAGCCACACAAAGACCGACUUCAAAUGAUGAAAAACAGACAACCACAGCGACAGCGAAAGUAGCGUGGACACUGUUGAGGCAAAAGAGAGCUGUAGAUUGCUGCCUAUUCAAACAUCGUUCAUUUUCUCGGUCUU